This is a messenger RNA of Aspergillus caelatus, 1144 nucleotides long. RefSeq names its product amidohydrolase family protein. Gene Ontology annotation, biological process: secondary metabolic process. The record is from RefSeq and is a predicted model, not a curated record. Bases 62 to 1015 code for a protein of 317 amino acids. Lineage: Eukaryota; Fungi; Ascomycota; Eurotiomycetes; Eurotiales; Aspergillaceae. The transcript has 2 exons. Gene Ontology annotation, molecular function: hydrolase activity; carboxy-lyase activity. Gene Ontology annotation, cellular component: cytosol; cytoplasm.
GUAAGCGCAAAGAACACCCACGUGAGUCUGUGUCGCAAAACUAUUACGAAACCCCAUCAAAAUGGCACGGCGUAUCGAUGUGCAUCACCACUACAUCCCCCCUGUCUAUUUGCAAGCCCUUGACAAAACGGGGGGAGAUCCUUCCGGAUGGCCCACACCCGCUUGGUCCCUUGACGCCGACCAAAAGAUUUGCCACGAUUGUGGUAUUGAAACGGCGAUUCUAUCAGUGACUGCCCCCGGCGCGGGAAUCCUUAAGGGAGCUGAGUCAGCUCGUCUCGCGAGAGGAUGCAAUGAGUUUGGUAGAGAUCUGAGGGAAAAGUAUCCCAAGAAUUACGGGUUCUUUGCUGCGCUACCGGAUAUUCUGGAUACCGAGGCGGCGUUGGAGGAAAUCCGAUAUGCUUUUGAUGAGCUUCAAGCAGAUGGCGUAACUCUUUUUACCCGCUAUGGCAAUGGGAACUAUUAUCUAGGACACCCCGCUAUCCAGCCGAUUUGGGAAGAGCUGGAUCGACGUGCAGCGGUGGUGUUUGUUCAUCCAACGCAUCCGAUAGAUACCAACCUCGUCAACAAGAUGCUCCCUCAGCCUAUGAUUGACUAUCCGCAUGAGACCACUCGCACAGCGGUGGACCUCAUCACUACGGAUACCGUGCGUAAGUACAGUCAUUGCAAGAUCAUCUUGUCUCACGGGGGUGGCAACCUGCCCUACCUGGCCAGGCGCCCAGCCAUCAUGUUAAAAGAUCUCGGUCUCUCCGACAUGACACCCGAACAUUUUAUCGAGAAUGCGCGCAUGUUCUACUUUGACUUAGCGCUGACAGAUUCCUCAUUCGCCUUGCCUCUCCUAGAGAAGUUUGCUCUUCCUGAUCAUAUUCUUUUUGGAAGCGAUUUCCCGUAUGCCCCGGAGGCUACAGUCAGGCGUUUUAGCAAGGAGCUGGAUGAGGCUAAGCUCUCAAAGCAGGAUGCGGAAAAUAUCGACCGUGGCAAUGCCUUGAAAUUGUUCCCUCGUCUUUCUUGCUUGUGAAGGACCUCUGGAAAUUUGUUUUGCGAUCUCUGUGUCGUUCUCUGAAUUAGAAAGAAAGAAAAAAACAAACUAGGCAUAAUCCUAUUUUGAAUUAGGAUAGGUCAAUAUUUCAGUGAAUCCGUGACUUUC